Messenger RNA from Medicago truncatula (barrel medic), 1507 nucleotides. RefSeq names its product ribokinase. Lineage: Eukaryota; Viridiplantae; Streptophyta; Magnoliopsida; Fabales; Fabaceae. The record is from RefSeq and is a predicted model, not a curated record. The transcript is spliced from 11 exons. The coding region runs from base 37 to 1302 and encodes 421 amino acids. Gene Ontology annotation, molecular function: kinase activity.
UUGUUCACCGUCUUCUUCUUCAACUGAGAGUUUCGUAUGAAUCACAUUCCAACCGUUUAUUCUCCAAUGACAUCCAUUUCUAAACCGUUCAAUGGCACAAUCUUCCACACACAUCAUUCAUCUUCUUUUCCUCAUCAAUUUCGACAACACCUCCAUUCUCACGUAGUAUCAAUCACACUCCGCCACAAAAGCAUCAAAAUCUCAGCACACGCCGUUCCUCCUCUUCCUCAAAAUCACACCGUCGUUGGAUUCGGAAUGACGACGGUGGAUUUCUUAGCUACUGUAGACGGAUAUCCAAAACCAGAUGAUAAGGUCCGAACAACUUCCUCCAAGGUUCAAGGAGGUGGAAAUGCCGGAAAUGCUUUAACUUGCGCUGCUCGACUUGGCUUGAAACCGAAACUCAUCUCCAAGGUUGCUGAUGAUGCUCAAGGAAAGAGCAUAUUGGAGGAACUAGAAGCUGAUUGUGUUGAUACUUCCUUUAUUGUUGUAUCCAAGGGUGGCAGUUCAACAUUUUCGUAUGUACUAGUAGACACCCAAACAAAAACUCGCACAAGUAUUUACACCCCUGGAGAUCCUCCCUUGGUGCCAGAUGAUUUGUCCCAGUCAAUGUUAUUGUCUGCAUUUGAUGGAGCAAGAUUAGUAUAUUUUGACGGAAUGUCUACCGAAACUGCUCUAUUUGUGGGACGAGAGGCAGCUCGCAAUAAUAUUCCUAUUUUAGUUGAGGCAGAAUCACCAAGGGAAGGGUUGGAUGAGCUAUUGACGCUUGCUGAGUUUGUUGUAUGUUCAGCAAGGUUUCCACAGGCUUGGACACAGUCACCAUCGAUCCCGAGUGCGUUGGUUUCAAUGCUUUUAAGAUUGCCAAAUAUCAAGUUUGUGAUUGUGACUCUGGGUGAAGAUGGUUGUCUAAUGUUGGAAAGAAGUGCAAAUGAGGAUGUCGGCUUAGAAGAAAGGAAUGUGGAGAGCUUCUUAGAACUCCUGUACAAAGAGAAAGAUGAAAGGUUGGCUAUUCCAACCUGUAUAUCAUCGGUGGUGACAAAAUUCAGAGUAAAUGGAUUAGGGACAGUGUGUGGGAGAUUCUUUAUUGGAACAGCAGAGAAGAUACCUGAUUCUGAGCUUAUUGAUACCACUGGUGCUGGGGAUGCAUUUAUUGGAGCAAUUAUGUAUGCCAUCUGCUCAAACAUGGCACCAGAGAUAAUGCUACCAUUUGCUGCUCAAGUGGCAGCUGCCAAGUGUAGAGCUUUGGGAGCUCGAACUGGUCUUCCGCAUCGAACAGAUCCACGCUUGGCGUCCUUUUUAAGCUAAGCAGGGACACUGCUAUCCCAUCCAUGAUUUGUUUUUUUAUGUAGUGUUCAAGUUGUUUACUUUGUGGUUCUUUAUUCAUGUAUUCUAAAACGUCCUAUGGUUUGUACAGAAUUUUUUUUUGGUUACGUGGUUUGUACAGAUUUGUGACUUUAUGAUGAGUACAAUUAUAAUUUUUAACAGGUAAUAAAUAUUUCUUUAAAUGUGA